Molecule: messenger RNA, 1886 nt
Organism: Emys orbicularis (European pond turtle)
Lineage: Eukaryota; Metazoa; Chordata; Testudines; Emydidae
Gene: PPP2R5C
Product: protein phosphatase 2 regulatory subunit B'gamma
Exons: 16
Coding region: 41-1774 (577 amino acids)
Biological process (GO): protein dephosphorylation; signal transduction
Cellular component (GO): protein phosphatase type 2A complex; cytosol; nucleus
Molecular function (GO): protein phosphatase activator activity
Source: RefSeq, a predicted model, not a curated record
GCGCCGCGCCGCUCCGGCCCGGGCGCCCAACCGACCGGCCAUGCCAAAUAAAAACAAGAAGGAGAAGGAACCUGCAAAAUUGGGCAAAAGUGGAAAAAGUGGUAAAGAUGGACAAGAUAACCAAGAACAUGAGGUGUCAAACAAAAAAACAAACAGCGCUCCUCCCCCAGCACAAUUAUCUAAAAUCAAAGUACCUGCUCCACAGACUGUACUGAAGAAGGAAAAACGGCAGAGUUCUUCAAGGUAUAAUGUUAGCAAUAACAGAGAACUCCAAAAACUGCCAGCUUUAAAAGAUGUUCCUCCUGCUGAGCAAGAAAAGCUUUUUAUUCAGAAGUUGCGACAAUGUUGUGUUCUUUUUGACUUCGUUUCUGAUCCACUGAGUGACCUAAAGUGGAAGGAAGUAAAGCGAGCUGCUUUAAGUGAAAUGGUAGAGUACAUCACACACAAUCGCAAUGUGAUCACAGAGCCCAUUUACCCUGAAGUAGUGCAUAUGUUUGCAGUUAACAUGUUUCGAACAUUACCACCAUCUUCUAAUCCAACGGGGGCAGAAUUUGAUCCAGAGGAAGAUGAACCAACUCUAGAAGCUGCCUGGCCCCACCUACAGCUUGUUUAUGAAUUUUUCUUAAGAUUUUUAGAAUCUCCAGAUUUCCAACCUAAUGUAGCUAAGAAAUAUAUUGAUCAGAAGUUUGUAUUGCAGCUUUUAGAACUUUUUGACAGUGAAGAUCCUCGGGAAAGAGAUUUUCUUAAAACUACUCUUCACAGAAUAUAUGGGAAAUUCUUAGGCCUAAGAGCUUACAUCAGGAAACAAAUUAAUAAUAUAUUUUAUAGGUUUAUUUAUGAAACAGAACAUCAUAAUGGCAUAGCAGAAUUACUGGAAAUAUUGGGAAGUAUAAUUAAUGGAUUUGCCUUACCAUUAAAAGAAGAGCACAAAAUUUUCUUAUUGAAGGUGUUAUUACCUUUGCACAAAGUGAAAUCGCUCAGUGUCUACCACCCACAGUUGGCAUACUGUGUAGUUCAAUUUUUAGAAAAGGACAGCACGCUUACUGAACCAGUGGUGAUGGCACUGCUCAAAUACUGGCCAAAGACUCACAGUCCAAAAGAAGUCAUGUUUUUAAAUGAACUAGAGGAAAUUUUAGAUGUCAUUGAACCAUCUGAAUUUGUAAAGGUUAUGGAGCCUCUUUUCAGACAGCUAGCCAAAUGUGUGUCCAGUCCACACUUCCAGGUGGCAGAACGAGCACUAUACUACUGGAAUAAUGAGUACAUUAUGAGUUUAAUCAGUGACAAUGCAGCAAAGAUUUUGCCCAUCAUGUUUCCAUCAUUGUACCGAAAUUCAAAGACACAUUGGAACAAGACAAUACAUGGCUUGAUAUACAAUGCUCUGAAACUCUUCAUGGAGAUGAACCAAAAACUGUUUGAUGACUGCACACAACAAUUUAAAGCAGAAAAACUGAAAGAGAAGCUAAAAUCGAAGGAAAGAGAAGAAGCAUGGGUUAAAAUAGAAAAUCUAGCCAAAUCAAAUCCCCAGUACCCAACAUAUAGUGACACCAGUGUGCUGAACAGUCCUGUUGCAAUGGAAACAGAUGGGCCUUUAAUUGAAGAUUUACAGAUGCUGAAAAAGACAGUGAAAGAGGAGGCGUGUCAGGCACAGAGAGAUCAGAAAAAGGAUCGUCCUCUUAUGCGACGCAAGUCAGAACUGCCUCAGGAUAUCUACACCAUGAAAGCCUUGGAAUCCCAUUGCAGAGCUGAUGAGCUAAUAUCACACGAUGGGCAUUAGACUAUUACAGUGAAAUAUUAUUUUGGAGGAAAACUUUUUUCUGGACUCGGUUCUACAGUAGAGAACUUACUUUUUUGUGCCAUACCAAUCAGUUACACAAAAGUCAAAGCUU